AUGAAGCAUUUCAUGAUGCCAAGAAAUCAAAUAUUGAGAGAGAAUCAUGAGUCCGCUACACCAUCAACACCAUCCGCAUUUCCGAACCUUAAAAGUAAAUCGAUAGCAGCAGCAAGCCCUAGCAACCGGAGACAAAAUUCUUAUAAAGAAAAUUCGGCGCCGACAUCAGAUCCGAACUCGACUGCGUCACCUGCCACUGCCAAGAUGAAGAGCCUCCCGCUUCCUUCGUGGCCCACGCUCAAGCAAAAGCUCAGUGUGGAUGCCGCAGUGGGAUUGGAGAAUAGUGAUGGGCCUACGAAUCCUGCCGAUUCUGUUGUGAAGGUAAUAGUGCGCAUCAGACCGCCAAACAAGGUUGAGGAAGAUGGAGGGUCAGUAGUUCUGAAAUUAUCAAAUGAUUCUUUGUCAAUAGCAUGGCAAACCUUUACAUUUGACUCAGUUGCAAAUAUUGAGUCUACACAGAUUGAUAUAUUCCAGCUCAUAGGGGCACCCCUCGUUGAAAAUUGUCUAGCUGGAUUUAACAGUUCAAUGUUUGCCUAUGGCCAGACGGGGAGUGGAAAAACCUAUACUAUCUGGGGUGCAUCCAAUGCCUCAUUGGAAGAACAUGAUCAACAAGGCUUAACACCUCGAGUUUGCCAGCGAUUAUUUGAGCGCAUUAAUGAGGAACAAGUGAAGCGUGCUGAUGAACAGCUUAUUUACAAUGAGCAAAUUACUGAUUUGUUGGAUCCAAAUCAAAAAAAUCUCCAGAUAAGAGAAGGCGUCAAAAGUGGGGUUUAUGUUGAAAAUUUGACAGAGGAGUGUGUAUCCUCAAUGGAGGAUGUGUCACAACUUCUAAUAAAGGGAUUGUCCAACCGGAGAACUGGUUCAACAAGCGCAAAUGCUGAAAGUUCUCGUUCCCACAGCGUCUUCACUUCUGUUAUUGAAUCGCGAAGCAAGAGAACGGUUGAUGGUGGGGUUAGCUGCUUGAAGAUGAGUAGAAUAAAUUUUGUUGAUCUGGCUGGAUCUGAAAGACAAAUGCAUACAGGUGCAGCUGGAGACCGUUUGAAGGAAGCGGGGAAUAUUAACCGUUCGCUUUCACAACUAGGGAAUUUAAUUAACAUUCUUGCAGAAGUUUCCCAAACAGGAAAGCAAAGGCACAUCCCAUAUAGAGAUUCCAAGUUGACAUUUUUAUUGCAGGAAUCUCUUGGCGGGAAUGCAAAACUGGCAAUGAUAUGUGUGCGGUUUCUCCAGCCCAAAGCUGCAAGAGUGAAACUCUCAGAUGAUGUAAAUGUUUUGAGACAAGUGAAACGACAGUUAAGGGAUAAACUUCAUCGAAUGAAGGGAAACGGAAAUCAAACAGGCCAAGUUGGAGCUUAUUCCACAGGAUGGAAUGCCCGGAGAAGUUUGAAUCUCCUGAAAUUUAGCUUCAAGCAGCCAAUUACGUUGCCCCACGUGGAUGAUGACACUGAUGAAGAAAUGGAAAUCGUUGAGGAAGAAACUGUUGAUGAGGACACAGAUGUUAAUAUAGAAGAUGAGGCACUCAAACCAGUUGAUGAGGAUAAAUAUAAUAUCACCGAUUUUCUGAAGUCUCCGACUCCCAGUGUUUCACCAAGGCUGAGCAAUAGCAGGAAAAGUUGUUUCACAUCAACAGAACAUUUGGCUGCAGCUCUUCACCGUGGUCUUGAUGUUAUAGGGAGCCUUCGUCAUAGUGCAGCUUUGGGACGAUCAUCAUUCAGAUUCUCUUGCGUACCAGCUGGUGUUAAAGCAGUUAUACCAGUUGUGAAAGUUGAUGCUGUGUUCAAACUCUUUUCAGUGAUGAUGAGUCAUCAGAGAAGGAUUCAGGAGUAA
This is a messenger RNA of Fraxinus pennsylvanica, 1824 nucleotides long. NCBI's taxonomy places the organism in Eukaryota, Viridiplantae, Streptophyta, Magnoliopsida, Lamiales, Oleaceae. The record is from the annotation of a GenBank genome assembly.